Molecule: messenger RNA, 882 nt
Organism: Kwoniella botswanensis
Lineage: Eukaryota; Fungi; Basidiomycota; Tremellomycetes; Tremellales; Cryptococcaceae
Exons: 6
Coding region: 1-882 (293 amino acids)
Source: RefSeq, a predicted model, not a curated record
AUGUCUUCAACAUCGGGUAAUUCAGGUUACGCCAACCUCAACGAUAUCAACUUCACCGGUGGAUUUCCCACUUCUGCUGAUUUGGCUCCAUCUAUCGUCUUCCUCGUUGUGUACGCGUUAAUGAUCCCGGUUUUGGGCUUCAGAUGGUUCAGGAGAGAUGACCGAAGCACACUCCUGAUACGACCCACUAUAUUCUUAGUCUGUAGAAUUGGGAUGUUAGUCAUCAGAGCUUAUAUGGCUAAAAACACGUAUGGCGAGGGUCUAUUGAUCGCCGAGUUGGUUCUCGUCUCAGUCGGUUUCCUGUUCCUCAUUGAGCCUGUAAAUGGAUGUUGGAAACUCCAAAUCGAUUCAGAUAUGUCUCAAGAAGAUCGACCACGAUGGGUAAGAAGACUGGCUACCCUACUCAAACUCAUGCUUAUAGCUGCGAUUGUCACUGCAAUCGUCGGGGCCUCGUUGAUCUCGGGAGCCCUUGGAAAUCAUGGACAAUUGAUUUUGGUCAAACAGUUGAGACAAGCCAGUAAUGUCUUAUCCUUCAUCACUGUGGUCGUAGCGGCUAUCACAGCUGUUCUCACAUAUUUCAAAUUCUCCUUGGACACGAGAGGGACGAUCUUCAUCGUUACUACAGCGUCAUCUUUAACAGUCGUAGCCGUAUAUCGGGUGGUACAGACUUUCACUAACGACCAUGGCGCUCCCGUCAACUCAAGGGUCGCUUUUUGGGUAUUACAGAUGGUCUUCGAGCUCAUCGCAUUUGCGCUUAUCUUAGCUAUCUCGAUCCCUACUUGGUUCCCCGGUGAAGCAGGUAGGGUGACAAGGGUCAACCCCGACGUGGAAGCCUACAGAUUGAGAGAACCUCAAGCUCAUGGCCAGCCCAAACAUAACUGA